AUGGACGCGCUGGAGGCGCUGCUGGACGAGGUGUCCCUGGAGGGCCUGGACGGGCUGUCGCUGUGCGGGCUGUGGCGGCGGCUGGAGUCCCGCGCGCCGCCCUUCCCGCUGCCGCUCGAGCCGCACACGCGGGAGUUCCUGUGGCGCGCGCUCGGCGCCCACCCGCACGUCCGCUUCUUCGCCCAGCCCGACGACCGGCCCCGCCUCCUCCUGCACGACCGGUACGAAGAAAUAGAUUUGGAGACGGGAAUCCUAGAGUCAAGGCGUGACCCAGGCUCUUUGGAGGAUGCUUACCCCAUUCGUAUGAUAUUAGACCAUAAGGAUGGCAUACAGGGUUCUUGCCAAUAUUUUAAUGAGAGAGUAGACAUUACUGAUCAAAUAAGAACAGCAUCUCUGCAGCCUACCUGUACCCUCACUGAAGCUUUUAACAGAUGGGGGAAGAAAAUGGUCAUUGUUGCCUCACAGGAGAUGCGAUACAGGGCUCUGAUAGGAUUGGAAGGGGAUCCCGAUCUAAAGCUACCAGACUUUUCCUACUGCAUUUUGGAGCGGUUAGGCCGAGCAAGGUGGCAAGGAGAACUUCAGAGGGACCUUCACAAUGGCGCUUUCAAGGUCGACGCUGGGAAGCUGCACUAUCACAGAAAAGUACUGAUCAAAAACAGGCUGAUCACAAUGCAGUCGCAUGUGAUACGCCUCCCGACUGGGGCUCAGCAGCACUCCAUUCUCCUGCUUUUGAACCGGUUUCACGUUGACAGGAGGAGUAAAUAUGACAUCUUAAUGGAGAAGUUGACCACCCUGCUGAGCACUAGAACUCAUCAGAUGGAUACCCUAGGAGCCCUGCGGGAAGAACUGGGUCUCUGUGAAAGAACAUUUAAGCGCCUGUAUCAGUACAUGCUUAACGCCAGCCUGGCCAAAGUGGUGUCUAUCCCACUGCAAGACGUUCAUCCUGAUGGGGGACCAUGCAAGACAAAGAAGGGAACUGAUGUGAUGGUUCGGUGCCUCAAGCUGGUGAAAGAAUUUAAACGGAAGGUAGAGGACGACCACGACCAGGAUGAAGAGGAUGAAGAAGAGAUGGUGGCCAAAACGGUCCAACCGGUGGAUGUUGUGUAUGAGAGAGAUAUGCUGACCCAGGCUUAUGAGCUAAUUGAAAGCCGAGGCACAAAAGGAAUUUCCCAGGCCGAAAUGCGCAUGGCUAUGAACGUGGGAAAGCUGGAAGCCCGGAUGCUGUGUCGUCUUCUUGAGAGAUACAAAGUCGUCAAGGGCUUCAUGGAAGACGAAGGUCGGCAACGCACAACGAAGUACAUUUCCCACGUCUUUGCCGAAGAGAGCUUUUUAAGCCAGCAGUAUGAGAGGGAAAAAGCCCGGAGCGAGCACUUAGCUACAGUGAGCUUGGCUCCGGUGCACGAAGAAUCCCUUCCUCUGGGCGGAGAGGAAAGCUUCCUCUCGGAGUCGGACAAUGACGAAGAGCACGGCAGUGGUAGUAAAAGAAAAGGGAAAGGGCCACAAAGUGAGACCGAGUCACUGGUGAAAUUCGGUUUCGGGGGUGAGGCGCGGCAGUCGACUCCAACGAAAGCCGGAGGUAAAUUCUUAGGCCUGCACUUGAUGAAGAUGAAGAAGCCCCUUUCUAUGGACGUUAUUGACGAUGUUGACGAACUCUCAGGGGAGUCCGCGGAUGUCGACAGCAGUCUGGAUGCCACUCAGAUGGAUGGCAACAGCUCUCUCAGCACACAUAUCGCGGAUGAAGACGGGGAUGUGGCCAUGAUCGAAGAGGUCAAGCUUGACAAUCCAAAGGAGAAUAGAGCUCUCCAGAAGAAAAAGAAGGGGAAAGGUCGCAAGUGUACGGCCCUGGAGAGAUCGCAUGAAACGUACCGGCUGCUGAAACGCCGAAAUAUGAUCGUUGAGGCCGUCCGCAACCUCCGCUUGAUUGAGAGCUUAUUCACGCUUCAGAAAAUGAUUAUGGAUCAGGAGAAGCAAGAAGGUAUAUCCACCAAAUGCUGCAAAAAGUCCAUCGUUCGCUUAGUUCAGAAAUUGUCUCAAGAAGGACUCCUGAGGCUCUAUCGCACCACGGUCAUUCAAGAUGGUGUUAGUAAGAAGGUCGAGUUUGUAGUCCAUCCGUCAAUCAAUCCCAACGAUCCUCUUGUGAAAAGUGCCAUUGAGCAAGUUCGUUUCCGGAUCUCUGCUUCCAGCACAGCAUCCAGGGUUAAGCCACACCAGGCUCCAGGGUCCCAAGGAGCGGUAGGUGAAGAGAAUGAAGGAAAAGUGGACUUGGUAUCAGGAGAAGCCAGCACGGCUGCUCCCUCGAAAUCGGAAAGUAGCAGCCGGACGAAGAAAACAGAUGAGAAAAUGGGCAUAACGCAGCUUAAAAAUUAUAACCCUGUCAUAGUUCCAGGACUUGGGCGCUCCCUUGGAUUCCUCCCUAAAAUGCCUCGUCUCAGGACGGUCCACGUGUUUCUGUGGUAUCUGGUCUAUGGGCAUCCUUCAAAGGAGGAGUGGGAGAAGGCAAACCAGGAGACCGAACGGAGGAGCGGCAGACAGGAACCCAACCCCGAUGCGGGCCAAGCACAGACCUUCCCUUCGGAACCAGGGGAUUCAGAGGCUCCUCCGGAUGCUCUCUCCAAAGAGAAUCCAGAAGGCUCUGCCCGGGAGGCAGAAGUGGAGCUCGCCACUGAAAGAGAGAAUCCAGAAGGCUCUUCCCGGGAGGCAGAAGUGGAGCUCGCCACUGAAAGAGUCUAUAAGGAUGAAGCCUCGUGGAUGCGUUUCGUUCCUCCCAUUCCAGUCCACCGAGAUUUUGGCUUUGGCUGGGCUCUUGUGAGUGACGUUCUCCUCUGUCUGCCUCUCUCCGUCUUCAUUCAGAUAGUGCAAGUCAGCUACAAGGUGGACGGUCUUGAAGAAUUUUUAAACGAUCCGUUGAAGAAGCACACAUUGAUCAGGUUUCUCCCCAGAUCGAUCCGACAGCAGCUUCUCUACAAGAGGCGGUACAUUUUUUCCGUAGUGGAGAAUCUGCAGAGACUGUGCUACAUGGGGCUGGUGCAAUUUGGGCCUACAGAAAAAUUCCAGGACAAGGAUCAGGUCUUCAUAUAUGUGAAGAAGAAUGCAAUGAUCAUUGACACCACUAUCUGUGACCCACAUUACAACCUGGCACAAAGCAGCAGGCCAUUUGAGAGCCGCCUGUAUAUUCUGGAUACCAUGCAAGACGUCGAAAACUAUUGGUUUGACCUACAAUGCGUCUGCCUCAAUACUCCACUGGGAGUGGUCCGUUACCCUCGGGCCAAAAGAAGCAGCUCUCAGGAGCCAAGCCACGGGAGCAGCGACGUGGACGCCGCCAACGUGGAGGAGGAGAGUGCGAUCGACAAACACAACCUGGAGCGCAAGUGUGCGAUGAUGGAGUACAUCGUUGGGCGUCGAGAGGUGGUGGAUGAUGGCUCUAUUCCCGGUGAUGGAUUGGGAUCAGCCGGUUUAGAUUCCAGUUUCUACGGCCACUUAAAACGCAAUUGGAUCUGGACCAGCUACAUCAUAAACAAGACAAGAAAAGAGACCACGGUACCUGAAAAUGGCCUCACCGUAAGGCUGCAGACUUUCUUAUCCAAACGCCCCAUGACAUUCAGCGCUGGAGGUAACAGGAUCAAUAUUUUGGGAGAUACAAGACCAGCAUCUGAGCUCUGUGCUGAGAGGGAAGAGCAGUUUGAGUUAGGCAAAGAAGUAACACAAGACCGAAACAAGAGAGUGCGGGGCGGUAAAAACCAGAAGCGCAAGAGGCUUAAAAAGGAUCCCGGAAAGAAGGCGAAGAGGAGGAAAUGGGGCGAGUGGCAGGAAGGGAAGGCCAAACGGGAUCGCUACCACGACGAGGCCGACCAGAGCGCCCUGCAGAGGAUGACCCGCUUACGCGUAACCUGGACCAUGCAGGAGGAUGGGCUGCUGCUGCUUUGCCGAAUUGCCAGCAACAUUCUGAACACGAAGGUGAAGGGCCCAUUCGUACCCUGGCAAAUUGUCCGGGAUAUCUUGCAUGCCACCUUUGAGGAGUCGUUGGAUAAAACAUCUCAUUCUGUUGGACGGAGAGCUCGCUAUAUAGUCAAAAAUCCACAAACCUACCUCAAUUAUAAAGUUUGCUUGGCUGAGGUGUACCAGGAUAAAGCUCUUCUUGAAGAGUUCAUAAACCGAAAACUUAACUACCAGGACCCAAAGAUUUGCGCGGAAGAAUUUAAAGAAUUUGUGGAGCGGCUCAAAGAGAAGUUCAGUUCCACCCUGGGGAAUCCCAAUCUUGAAAUCCCGGACACGCUUCAGGAGCUAUUUGGCAGGUACCGCGUUUUAGCGAUCGGAGAUGAGAAAAUUCAAAACCGGAAGGAAGAUACCCUUAAUAGUGUGGAUGAUAUUCAUUUUUUGGUCCUCCAAAAUCUGAUUCAGAGCACUCUGGCCCUCUCAGACAGUCAGAUGAAAUCUUGCCAGUCAUUUCAGACUUUCCGUCUGUACCGGGAGUAUGAGGACCACAUCCUCGUGAAGGCCUUCCUGGAAUGCCAGAAGAGGAGCCUGGUGAACCGCCGCCGAGUAAACCACUCUCUGGGGCCGAAAAAGAACAGGGCCUUACCCUUCGUGCCAAUGUCUUAUCAGCUGUCACAGACCUACUACAGGAUCUUUACCUGGCGGUUUCCCACCACCAUCUGCACCGAGUCCUACCAAUUCCUCAAGAAGGUCAAGGCGGCUGGCAAGUCGGACCAGCCGGAUAACUUUUCAUUCAAGGACCAGGAGGUCGCCGGCGCUGCCAGCGACCUGGUGGCUUUUUCUCUGGAUGGACCUGGAGGCCACUGUGGGGCCAUUAUAAGCCUCUUCUCCAUGGGGCUGGUGUCCGUCGAUGUGAGGAUCCCGGAGCAGAUAGUCGUGGUGGACAGCUCGAUGGUGGAGAACGAAGUCAUCAAAAACAUGGAAAAGGAAGGAGGACUGGAGGAAGACGACGACGAAGAAGACGACGACUUGGAUGAAGGGACCGGAAGCAAGGGCAGGAUUGAGGUGAAAGCGCGACAGGCCUCCCACACCAACUAUCUCCUGAUGAGGGGCUACUACGCCCCCGGGAUCGUCAAUACCCGCAACCUGAACCCCAACGACAACGUCGUGGUGAACUCCUGCCAAGUGAGGAUCAAACUGCGGUGUACCCCGGUACCCGAGCGCAUCACCAACCCAGUUUCUUCAGUGAUUGAUAAAUUGACAGCCGGAGUAUCCUGCCUCCCCGAAACAUUCACCAGGAUGAUUAAUGUCCAGGAAGACGCCUGCGGUUUAGAUGAGUUGGUCCAACGGGUGGAGGGUUACGGGUACGAACCUGAGGACGUAGCCGCAGUCUUGGAGAUUCGGGGGGCCGUCAGAGACGCCUCCUCUUUCGGAGUGGAUAAGGCGGACCUGAGCAGGAAGUUCGCCAAGUACGAGGAGACCAGCUGUGAGCGUACAAGAACCUUCUUGGACUACAUUCAGGACCUCCUGAAGUUGAACCAAGUGUUGGAAGUCGGUGGCGACACAGUCCGCCUGGUCGCCCUGGAGAACGCCCGGCCCUGGCUCUUACACUCGGUGCGAUUGAGGAACAAAGUGGAAGGAACCGAGCGUCACGGAGAGGAGCCCCUCGAGCCUGCCCGGCAGCCGGGAAGCCAAGAAGAGCCUUCGAAGGACGAGAGCCGGUCCGAGGGGGCGGCCCCGCCCGGCGGAGGCCCGGACACCCUGCGUGACGGCCAGCCCUGUCACACGGCCGCCGGCCGGGGCCGGGAGAGCGACUCGGAAGGGCUGAACGAGCCUCCCGCAAAGAGAGCCGUCCUUGAAGACGUUCGCCGGGGCCGUUUUCUCCAGCCUGCUCAAGAGAAGGAGGCGUUCGUUCCUGGGAGCGGAGCGAGUCUCCCGGCUUCUCCCGGAGGGCCUCUGGGAAGAGAGCCGGAGGAUGCUGCUUUGGGACUCUCGGAGCCCAGCGCUCAGGCAGAGCCAGUUGAAAGUGACCUUCCCGCGGGAAGAAGGGAGGCCGAGAACUGCCACGCGGAAGCCAGCGGGCCGGAAAGCCACGCCAAGGAAUCUCAGGCCCCAGAGGGACGUGAAGAACCUAAAGAGAGUUCUGCUGCUGGCAACGUAUCCCAGGCGAGACGAGAAAGGGACUUCGAGGACGUCCGCUUCAUCGGCAGGCCCUGGCGAAUCGUCGACGGCACCCUGAACAAGCCGGUGUGCAAGGGGAUGAUGGAAGCCGUGCUCUACCACAUCAUGACCAAGCCUGGCAUCCCGGAGUCCACCUUGCUGCAGCAUUACCGGGGAGUCCUGCAGCCCAUCGCCGUUUUGGAAAUCCUCCAGGGUCUGGAAGCUCUUGGCUGCAUCAGAAAGUUCUGGUUGAAGAAGCCUUCCGCCGUCUCCCUCUUCUCCAAGCCGCAGAUGGGAGAGGAAAUCGUCUGUCCCCGGCUGAGCGAGGCCCCGACUGCGUUUUACGAGCCCUCCAUUGACUGCACUCUGCGGCUGGGACGGGUUUUCCCGCAAGAAGUGAACUGGAACAAAUGGGUCCAGGUGAUCCACGUAUAGGGAAGGGUUGUUUUGGUUUCCCCCCCCGCCCCAAGCCGGGGGCUGCUUUCUACCCUGUCCGGUCUGAGGGAGUAGCGGCUUGACAAGAAUUGAUUUUCCAACUGCGAAUGAUAGUUCAGCUCACUCGCCAGCCGGCCUCCUGGGAGCCCAGCCGAAAGGAUUUGGCAGUUAAGGUGUGUUUGGGGGCUGGAGUGAUUGGCGCCUCCGGUUCAGUUUUGUCCUUUUUUCGUGGUGUUGGAAUCAGCUCUGGUCAGCGAGCCGUUGAACUGAGCAGAAUCGUGUCCGUAUCGAGAUGUGCGUCUCCCUGAGAGAAGGCCAGGAACAACCUGAAAGCCAUGCUUCAGGUGGAAGAGGUGGGGGAAGUGACCUAAGCUGCCGAGAAAGAAAUGCCUCCCUUCCUUCCGCCUGUGCCCACAGAUACUAAUUCUCCUCCUAAGGCAGGAAAGGAUGACCAGCAGUCCAAGUUUUGGGAACAGGAAUUAGGAUUGCUGCUUCCUUGAGCGUAGAGUCUCGCUGUCCCCGGGAGGGAGAAGGCAGCCGGCGAGGGCCUUCCCCGAUCCAGCCACCCAGAGAAAAGAUGGAGCUUCCCAUUUCUUACCCCAUGUGUGUGUUUCUUUUCCGCUGGACACCAUGCGAUAUCUACCACGGGACCUAGCUUUUAAAGCUGAGUUUGAGCAUUAAAGGAUGCCACCAUCACCCGUUUUUUGGUUUUUGGGGGGCUUUGUACAGAAGUUCGUUAACUUUAUAAGCUCUCAGCAGAUGGUUUUUUUCCAAAACAUCCGUGGAAUUAAAGAAGUUGGUGCCGAU
Molecule: messenger RNA, 7335 nt
Organism: Tachyglossus aculeatus (Australian echidna)
Lineage: Eukaryota; Metazoa; Chordata; Mammalia; Monotremata; Tachyglossidae
Gene: GTF3C1
Product: general transcription factor IIIC subunit 1
Exons: 38
Coding region: 1-6528 (2175 amino acids)
Biological process (GO): 5S class rRNA transcription by RNA polymerase III; transcription initiation at RNA polymerase III promoter
Cellular component (GO): transcription factor TFIIIC complex
Molecular function (GO): DNA binding
Source: RefSeq, a predicted model, not a curated record